Exaiptasia diaphana is the source of this 5926-nucleotide messenger RNA. RefSeq names its product tetratricopeptide repeat protein 28. Gene Ontology annotation, molecular function: protein binding. NCBI's taxonomy places the organism in Eukaryota, Metazoa, Cnidaria, Anthozoa, Actiniaria, Aiptasiidae. The transcript is spliced from 5 exons. The coding region runs from base 1043 to 5035 and encodes 1330 amino acids. The record is from RefSeq and is a predicted model, not a curated record.
CACAUUGUUUCAUGUUGACGUCAUGGAUUAAUGAACCAACCAAUGGGAAAGCAGUAGUUACACUGCAAGCUGAUUCGCACUUCCYUGUUCGGAACGAAAGGUCGACAGACAGUCUGUUGUUAAUGAGUUUGAGAUUUUAAUCGAAGCCGCUCUUCACAAUUUAGCCCAACUUAGAAAUCCUUAUUUGAGGAUAUAUCAAUCAUUUAAUUGGAGCACAUCUACUCUAAUAGUCACUGAUUCUUACUGAACGAUAUAAGCUCAACAAAGGAAUCUCGACUUUAGGACUUCAAGCAUUUAGUAAUCUAAGUCUAAUUGGACCUAAUUGAACCAAGCCUUAUAUUCUAAUGGUCGCUGGUACUGACUGAACGGUAAGAGAUAACAUAUCGAUAAACGACAAACAUAGACAACGGAAGACAAAAGCGCUUGAAUACUUUCUUCCAUGACAUUAAAACUAAACUAGCGAUUUUUAUCAAAAGUAAGUGCUGCGAUGCUUGAGAAAGACAAUCGUGUAUGAAAAGUUUUUAUCGUGUAUAUUAAUAGCAGUAUUAAUAGUAAUCUAGACCGAACUGGGUCAAGCCCUGGCAGACGUGAUUUAUAUAUCAUUAGAUACUGGUUUAGACCGCUGACUGCGUGACAUGAACAUGUCAGUCCAUAGACUAUAGGUAUGACCUCAUGCCUUAGACGUUCACCGGAGGUCAUAAGACAUAGCAUAGACCAAUAAGAAUAGAACACAUUUCAACUACUACUAGUAUACCUUUAGCAAUAUUGUGCAAUAGGCACACUAUAAUUUAGCCAUUCGGUGUAUCGGGGCAAUCAAAGAAGAAAACGAAMCAUUAAUACUACGACGGAAAGUCGAAGAAAAGAGAAGGUCAAUAGAAAGUUUGAAACAAGCGCAAUCCAACGAUAACUUGACCUUUGCAACAAGCCCACCGGCCAAUGUACAACAACUAAGGCAAAUGGAAGCAAGCAGCCCAUUGGACGAACUUCUACAAUCAAUGCAACCAUUCCAGCAAGCACAAAGAAGUUCUGCAGGGGUACAAGAAUGGACAAGCCAACUAACAUCCCAACCCUCAAUAGAUCAGUCAGCGAUGUUUCUACGCCCAGGACGCCUCAAGAAGGAAAUCUUACUGCUAUGGAUUUGAAGAUGCUACAACUGUUUAUCAAGUUUUGUGUGUCGUAUGCAAUCCAGCGGUUUGCUUAUGAUGAAGAAACGAAACAAUUCUCGCAAUCGAAAAGAGAAGAACUGAUCUCUUUAUUAGAGGAAUGUUCGGUGAUGGCUCUUUUACUAUUUGAUGCCAAAACGCUUAUCUACAUUUAUGAUGCACUUGGUGUGUUAUAUCGUCGUGUUCAUCAACCAACCAAAGCAAUUCAGUCUUACGAGGCUAURCUUACCUUCAUUUCUGGAACUGGAAAUCUCAUUGAACUAGAGAUAAAUAUUAACCAAAAUUUAGGAAAUGUCUAUCAAUCAAUAGGGCAAUAUCGCAAAUCAAUCAAAUAUCACGAAAAGAGCCUGAGUAUUGCUAAAGAGAUUGGUGACAGACUUGAAGAAGGAGCUGCUUAUAGUAAUAUAGGGAAUGCGUAUAUAUCAUUAGGAGAAUAUCAUAAAGCGAUCGAAUAUCAUGAAAAGAGCCUGAGGAUUGAUAAAGAGAUUGGUGACAGGCAAGGAGAAGGAGCUACUUAUGGAAAUCUAGGGAUUGCUUAUCGAUCAUUAGGAGAAUACCACAAAGCGGUUGAAUAUCAUGAGAAGAUACUGACCAUUGCAAAAGAGAUUGGCGACAGACAAGGAGAAGGUGCUACUUAUGGAAAUUUAGGAAAUGCCURUUGCUCGUUAGGAGAAUACCACAAGGCGAUCGAGUAUCACGAAAAGGCACUGAGCAUUGCUAAAGAGAUUAGCGACAAACAAGCAGAAGGCGCUGCUUAUGGAAAUAUAGGGAAUGCCUAUUAUCUAUUAGGACAAUACUACAAAGCGAUCAAAUAUAACGGGAAAAGGCUGAGCAUUGCCAAGGAGAUUGGUGACAGACAGGGAGAAGGCGCUGCUUAUGGAAAUUUAGGGAAUGUCUACUAUUUAUUAGGAGAAUAUCACAAGGCGAUUGAGUAUUUUGAAAAAAACCUGAGUAUAACUAAAGCGAUAGAUGACAAACGAGGAGAGGGAGCUACUUAUGGAGGUUUAGGCAAUGCCUAUGAAUCAUUAGGACAUUAUCACAAUGCGAUUGAGAAUCAUGAGAAAAUGCUUAGAAUUGCUAAGGAGAUUGGCGACAGACAAGGAGAAGCAAAUGGCUAUGGUAAUUUGGGAAUUGCCUAUCAAUCACUAGGAGAAUAUCGCAAGGCGAUUGAAUAUCACAAAAAGAGACUGAGCAUAGCUAAAGAGAUUGGCGACAGACGAGGAGAAGGRGAUACUUAUGGAAAUUUAGGGAUUGCCUAUAAUUCAUUAGGAGAAUUUCAAAAUGCGAUUGAAUAUCAGGAAAAGAGACUGAGCAUUGCUAAAGCGAUAGAUGACAAACUAGGAGAAGCCAAGGCUUAUGGUAGUUUAGGGAAUGCCUAUCAACCAUUGGGAGAAUAUCACAAGGCGAUUGAAUAUCUUGAAAAGAGACUGUGUAUUGCUAAAGAGAUUGGUGACCGGAAAGGAGAAGGAGCUUCUUAUGGAAGUUUAGGGAAUGCCUAUAAAGCAUUAGGAGAAUAUCACAACGCAAUUAAAUACCAUGAAAAGGGUCUAAGCAUUGCUAAAGAGAUUGGUGAUAGACAAGGAGAAGGUGCUACUUAUGGAAAUAUAGGGGUCGCCUAUCAGUCAUUAGGAGAAUAUCACAAGGCGAUUGAAUACCAGGAAAAAAGCCUUCAAAUUGCUAGAGCGAUAAAUAACAAACAAGGAGAAGCUAAUGCUUAUGGAAAUUUAGGGGUUGCCUAUCAGUCAUUGGGAGAAUAUCACAACGCGAUUCAGUAUCUUGAAAAGAGCCUAAACAUUGUUAAAGCGAUAGAUGACCAACGAGGAGUAGGAGAUACUUAUGGAAAUUUAGGAAAUGCCUAUCAAUCAUUAGGAGAAUAUCACAAGGCAAUUGAGUGUCAUGAAAAAAUGCUGUCCAUUGCUAAAGAGAUUGGUGACAAACGAGGAGAGGGAGCUACUUAUGGAAGUCUAGGGAAUGCCUACCAAUCAUUAGGAAAAUAUCACAAGGCGAUUGAGUACAAUGAAAGGAAGCUGAGCAUUUCUAAAGAGAUUGAUGACAAGCAAGGAGAAGGAGAUACUUAUGGAAAUUUAGGAAUUGCCUAUGGAUCAUUAGGACAAUAUAACAAGGCGAUUGAGUAUAACAAAAAGAGACUGAGCAUAGCCAAAGCAAUAGAUGAUAAAAGAGGAGAAGGAGAUACUUAUGGAAAUUUAGGGAUUACCUAUUAUUCAUUAGGAGAAUAUCACAAGGCGGUUGAGUUCCAUGAAAAGAGUCUGAGCAUUGCCAAAGCGAUUACUGACAGACAUGGUGAAGCAUCUUCUUAUCGUAAUAUAGGUGUUGCAUAUCAGGAAGAAACCAGCAUUAAAGACCUCAACAAGUCAGAAAAAUACCUAAAGAGGAGCAUACAAUCCUACGAGAAAUUGUUUGAUGCUUUAAAAGACAAUGACCAAUUCAAGGUUUCCAUUGUCGAUACAUUCAUCACAACCUACAAGGUGCUUAGCCAAGUCUACAUUAAAACUGGAGAAAUCGAAGAAGCGCUCAUGGUAUGUGAACGUGGGCGAGCACGUGCUUUGAGAGAUCUCUUGUUCCUAAAAUACAAAACAACUGAAAAAKCAGGACCAAAAAAUCUGGGACUUGCAGAUGUCAAGAGAAUUUCUUCGUAUCGUGAAAGCUGCCUUCUUUUUUACAAUCUUCAUGAUAACAAGGUAACUUAUGAUUGCUGGGUGAUAUCAUCACAGAGUCCAUCAACAUUCUUUUAUGAUGAAAUGGACAACCAAGAAACUUUGGCAACAAGUGUGUUGGGUCUGUCUGAAGAUGAUAAAGGAAAUAUCAAGACGGGAUAUUUUCAAUAUCUCGUUGACAACAGCUUUCGCCAGAUGCGUCCAAGAGACGGAACAGAAUGUGAUGAUCAAUCUAUGAACAUACUAGAGCAUGAAUACGGAUUGCUUGAAGCCACUACAAACUCUUCAAUGCUUAGUGUAACUGCCCUCACUGUUUUUCGAAAGGUAGACAGAUGGUGCGCUUCAACCGACGAUGAAGAUGAUAUCGAGCCUCUAGACGUGCUGUCCCGUAGACUUCUUUCUCCAGUAAUUAACCAGCUGACCCAGGACGAGGUGGUCAUCAUCCCCGACGGUCCUCUGUUCAUGGUGCCAUUUCCUGCUCUUCGAGAUCCAGAGACCGGCAAGUACUUGUCGGAGACUAAGCGCAUUCGCCUGGCUCCUUCCYUGACGACGCUGAAAAUUCUACAGGAAUCCUCAGACGAACAUUAUGCUAAGUCAGGGGCGCUGAUCAUUGGAAAUCCAACAGGUGAUUUACCUGGUGCAGAKAAAGAAGCUGUCGAGAUUGGUAACCUCCUCGGUGUUCAACCAUUGAUAGGAAGACAAGCAACAAAAGAAGUAAUUUUAGAGAAACUAAAGCAAGGCGUGUCCGUGAUCCACUUUGCUGCACACGGCAGCAAGAAAAAUGGCCAGAUCUUACUGGCUCCUUCUAACUCUUCGACGAAUUCGUGUCCAUCGGAUGACAAGGGCAGCAUCUUGACUAUGAAGGAAGCACAGGAGGGCGGAAUUCGUGCUCAACUGGUUGUUUUGAGCUGUUGUCACACCGGUAAAGGUGACAUCAGGUCUGAAGGAGUGGUUGGGAUUGCUCGCGCCUUUCUUGCUGCAGGAGCSCGUGCUGUUGUAGCGUCACUUUGGGCCAUUGACGACACAGCCACAAAGUACUUCAUGAUUAAAUUCUACUCUCAUCUCAAGAAUGGGGAGAGUGCAAGUGCGAGUCUGCAGCAAGCAAUGAAGGAAAUGAGAGAAAUAGAGAGAUAUGAGGAGCCAAAGUACUGGGCGGCCUUCUUUCUUAUUGGAGACGAUAUAACCAUCACAGUGUAAUAGAACACAUCAUCGUCUAAUAACACAUUAACGACUUAUUAUGAUACUACUAAAUUUGCUUAUUAAUAACCAAGGACGUGUGCUUUAAGUAACUGAACUAAUAAACGAUAAGCGCAUGCUCAGAGAACUAAAUUUCCCAUGAUCCAAUCACACAUUCUUGCAGUUACCAGGGCACAGGUAGCACAGAGUCAAAUAUACCAUAAUAAUAUAAUAUCAGCCUAUCACGUGCUCACCAUGCCAAAAAAAAUGUCAAAAAAAUACCCAUAGUUUCCUGCUUAAAUAGCACAGUAAUGCCAUGGUAAAGUCCAUGGUCAACCAAAUCAUCCAAAAUGCUUUACAUGUAUUGCCUUACUUGUCACAUGGUUGGGUGGCCUAUGGGUGUGGUGGUGCUUUCUWCUCUACGAUUGCUCGACGUUAGAUUUGGAGGCUUUUUGCAAAGAUCGAGAAAAGAAUAUGCUGAAACGCUCAGCCAACUUACAAAUGCAUGCCGUUCGCGGUAGACUCAAACACUAAGUCGUUCCGCAAAUUCAAAAGCUCUAAGAAGACUCAACGAUACUAAAAUCAAACUUAAAAAUCUCAGACAUACUUAGGAAAACUUAAAUAUACUCAAAGAAUAUUCAGGAAUACCGCAUGUGUAGAUCUCAUGAAUUUUUUGUCAAAAUUUGAAAGAAAUAACGCUUGGAAAUGCGAUUUCCAGCAUUUUGAGAGACAUCGAAAAUUAUGAAAAUUUUGAAUGAAACUUUUAAAGCCCCAAAACGCACUAAAGAAUGUAUUCUCGAAUGGCUAUGAUUGUCCAAACGCCCUAUAGAUUGCCUAUGUUUAUGCUAAUAACACUAAUGAAGUUUCAUUUUUGGUUGAAUGAUUGUCAAUAAAUGCAACCGUUUGUCAAUU